GAGUGUGACUAGUGUGAGUGUUGUUGUGUUGACGUUUUUAAUGUUUGUUUUUAUGCUUGCACGACGGCUGCUCGCUUGCUGUAAUUGAGCAAAAGUCAAGUCUUAAACGUAGGCUACAUUCGUGUAGUUGUAAACCCAGUAUUGUAGUUUCUAGAAGUGAUCAGGUUAAAGUCGGGUCUUAAUUUGCUAGUAUAAUAUGUUUUCUUAUUUACAUUUUAACCUAAAUUAGGCCUACAUUGCUUGAAACUUGAAACACGAACUUUAUACUCCCUAGGAGGUUUAAAUAGCCUAUAAGUUAGAGUUAGGUUAGUUUUGCAGAAUAAUUUGUUUAUUUUAAUGCAAAAUGUUGAAGAAGGACACAUUCCGUUCUAAAAUAGAUCUUGAAAACAAUCCAUUUGCCAAGGUUUUUCCCAAUAUGGAAGCAGCAAAAAGGUACGCUAAAAAAGUGAAACAAUUUGGAAGGACUGUCUUCUAUCACGAACUACAUGGUGAUCUCGUGGGAGAUGAUCUAACACUAAAUUUGAUUGUGGAAGAAGUAUUCAAUUUAACUCUUUGUAAUGAUCCACCCUCUUUUAACCGAGGGGAGACACAUUUAGUAUACCUGAGUAUUGAAGACAUAUCUGGUACUGAUAAACUUACAGCUAACAACAUUGAUAUUUUGGGAUUGGUUUUGAUGGAGAGGUUGUUAUUGGAAAAUCCUUCUUCACACUUGAAAUCGUUGAAAAGCUCACCAAACAUUCCAAAUCAUGCAGUUGAAACACGUACUAUAUUCUACUUGUUUGAGUGUUUCCGAAGAUUACAGAAAAAGAAAGAAAAUAAAAAAGAACUUCCCAAAGUGAUUUGUCAAAUGAUAGAUUUUGUCAUACAAAAUGCCGCUACAGCAUUAAGUCAGCCGGAGGUGUAUGAAAAACAAGAUUUAUCUCAACAGAUUUUAGAUCUGUUUGAAGAAAAUCUCCCGCCAUGCCCAGAGGUGACAGAGUUUCUUGGUGUUGUGGCAGACCGAAUUUUCCGAGAUGAAAAAGCAGAAGCAGUAUUUAUCGCAUUUUCACAAAUUUUGGAUAUGGUGCAAAAAGAAUUAGAUUCUUCAAAUCUCCUGAUAUACAAACCUUCCAGAUUAAGUCUGAUACAUAGUUUUGCGUCAAAUACAAAGUUAGCUCAAGUUUUACUGAACCAAAGAAAUGUCCGUUAUGCAACUACUGGGCGUGCGUUUGCUGAGACUGCUCUUGGAGCUGCUUUCAACACCUCUGUGCUUCCCAAGUCCAGCAACAUCAUAGUUUCUUUGAGCAAUUACGAGUUUUUUGACAAUCCCCUGGAUCCAAACUUGAAGUUGUUAGAGUCGCAGUUGUGGAGUGCUACAAAGCAGUUGGUGGAUUACCUACAUGAGAUCAUGGUGCAACUGUUAAAGACUAGCAGGGAGGAUACUCUCGCAUGGCUAGGGGCAUGUCUGGACAGGAACGCACCCCGUGGUCGGUUGUCCGCCCUAGAUGCCUUCUCUCUUGAUACAAUAAGCUGUGUUUCGGAUGGCUUCAUGUUGAAUCUUGGAGCCGUACUGCUGAGAUUAUCAGUCCCAUUCACAGACACUGAUAAAAAUCCAAAACUACUGAGAAUAGACCCUACAUACCCUUCUGCAAAGCCAAGUGAUGGUAAAGGAGUUCACAUGAGCAGUUUCUCUACGGACACUUGUCUGGUGCCGACAGAGGAAGGUGGCUUUCGACCGUGUGCCAAGCAGUUCACAUUUAUCACCGAGUGCUUCUUCCUGACACAUCGCGCGCUCAGUCUAGGCAUGAGUGCAGUGCAGGCUAAGGCUCAGCGAUUGUACCAGGAGAUUGGCAUGAUGCAAGCUCGACUAGGAGCAGACGCACGGAGUGCUGAUAUGGAGGAGGCUAUGACCAAAUAUUUGAGCCUGCGCUGUGCCUUAAUUGAGCCGUCCACUUUGGUGCUGGAAGGCCAGUUUGUGAUAGCCACUUGUGCAUGGCUUGUCCAAGUCGUAUUUGAUCCUGACUUGAGGGAAAAUAGGGACACUUUCAAUCCCACUGAGUUUCGGGAAGUCAGUUUCCCGUUGCCGGACGUUGCUCCUCCCACCCUCAAAUGUGUACCGGAAGUACUGCUAGAGAACGUCUCCCAAUACCUGGUUGCCGCCAAGAGGUUUGAAGUGGCAGGGGUUGUUCAGGAGGGUCUGGAGAAGCUUCACCCAAUUCUGACACAUCUCCUGGUGUUCAUGUCGGGGUCAGUGCGUGCACGCAACCCACAUCUGCGUGCUCAAAUGGCUGAGUGCCUAGAGUGUCUGCUGCCGACGGAGAAAUCUGGGUCCACGAUCAACACAUUCUUCCGGCAACAGCUGUUUUUAACACAUCCACAUAGGUUCCAUAUGGUGGAAUCCUUGUUAGAUGUGUUUGUCAGUAUUGAAAUGACAGGCCAGAGUGUGUCGUUUGAGCAAAAGUUCAACUACCGUCGGCCAAUGUACACGGUCAUGGAGUACUUAUGGAGUUUAGACGAGCAGAAAGAGUGUUUUAAGAAACUUGCUGCUGAAGCGGAGGCCAACAUGGAAGCAGUGAACCCUCCGCUGUUUCUCAGGUUCCUCAACUUGCUGAUGAAUGACGCUGUGUUUCUCCUGGACGAAGCCCUCAGUAACAUGGCUCAACUGAGAACAAUGAUAGCGGCAAGAGAGGCAGGUGAAUGGAACUCUCUUCCACCAGCUGAGCGACAGAGAAAUGAAAGUAGCUUUGUGCACGUUGGAAUGACUGCCAGAUUUGAUAACAUUUUGGGAACUAAGACCAUCGAGUGCUUGGUUUACUUGAGCUCAGAGAUUAAGAGCAUAUUUUGUCAUGGGACAAUGGUGGAUAGAAUUGCUGCCAUGCUCAAUUACUUUUUGCUGCAUCUAGUUGGGCCAAAGAAGAAGAACUUUAAGGUGAAGGACCAGCAGAAAGAGUACAUGUUUGACCCAGCCCAGAUAGUGAUGGACAUUUGUAAAGUUUACAUCCAUCUCAAGGACAGUGACAUGUUCUGUGCUGCUGUGUCUCGUGACGGCCGCUCUUAUAGUCCUCAGCUCUUCUCUCUGGCUGAACAAGUCCUUGUAAGGAUCGGAGGAGGGAUGUACAUAACAGACUUGCAAGACGUGGCAGCUAAGGUACAGAAACUGGCUGAUCUACAAAAGGAGGAGGAGGAAAUGUUGGCUGACAUUCCAGACGAGUUCCUAGAUCCCAUCAUGUCUACAUUGAUGGCAGACCCUGUACAGCUACCUUCUAGCAGACAGAUUGUGGAUAGGAGCACCAUUGCAAGACACUUGUUGAGUGACCAGAGUGAUCCUUUCAACAGAGAGCCACUCACCAUGGAUAUGCUGAUUCCUGCGACAGAGUUGAAAGACCAGAUCGAUGCUUGGAUAGCUCAGAGGCGCAGCAACUCAUGAUUUUUUAUUCGGUAAUUUUAUCAUAUUGUUUUGUUGUAAAAAUCACAAUAUCGUUUACUUUAUACAAAUAUUUAUUUUAUCUUGUAAAGUUAAUAAUAAUUAAAAGUUGUUAAAAUUA
Molecule: messenger RNA, 3524 nt
Organism: Macrosteles quadrilineatus (aster leafhopper)
Lineage: Eukaryota; Metazoa; Arthropoda; Insecta; Hemiptera; Cicadellidae
Gene: Ube4A
Product: ubiquitin conjugation factor E4 A
Exons: 15
Coding region: 344-3406 (1020 amino acids)
Biological process (GO): protein polyubiquitination
Cellular component (GO): cytoplasm; nucleus; ubiquitin ligase complex
Molecular function (GO): ubiquitin-ubiquitin ligase activity
Source: RefSeq, a predicted model, not a curated record